Helianthus annuus (common sunflower) is the source of this 1297-nucleotide messenger RNA. RefSeq names its product probable WRKY transcription factor 11. The transcript is spliced from 3 exons. Gene Ontology annotation, molecular function: sequence-specific DNA binding; DNA-binding transcription factor activity. Lineage: Eukaryota; Viridiplantae; Streptophyta; Magnoliopsida; Asterales; Asteraceae. The record is from RefSeq and is a predicted model, not a curated record. Gene Ontology annotation, biological process: regulation of DNA-templated transcription. Bases 253 to 1170 code for a protein of 305 amino acids.
AAAUCAAAAAUAAAAAAACCAAAGAUUAACAAAACUUAUGAAAAUAAAAAUAAAACGGGGUGGACUAACGUGGUUGGAUCUUACUCAAACCUACUUUUGACUAAUCAGAAUGCUAAAACAACAUGCCUGUCACCUUCCUCAUUCUCACCCUAUUUACCUCGUCAAUCCCAUCACUUUGACCGCUUCUUCUUAUCACCAACAACCACCUUCUUCUUCUUCACCUUCAUCUUCAUCUUCAUGGUCUAAUUCACCAUGGCCGUAGAUCUUAUCACGGGCUUCAAAACCACCAUCUCCGAUGAAAACGACGCCGUUCAACAAGCUGCUUCCGGCCUCGAAAGCGUCCAAAAACUCAUCCGUUUGCUCUCUCAAUCUCAAUCUCAACAACAACCUGAUUAUAAAGCUGUAGCUGAUGCUGCUGUUGCAAAGUUCAAAAAAGUCAUUUCCUUGUUGGGCCGGCCCAACCGGGAACUCACGGGCCAUGCACGCUUCCGACGUGGCCCUGUUAACCAAACCGGUUAUCAAAAUUAUUGUAACAUAAAGAAGGAGCAAAACGAUGUCGUUUCGGAGGGUGAGACUAAAGUGUAUUCUCCAACACCUAUACAACAGGUGCCAUUUGUUCCUCCUCCUCCGCCGUCGUCUACGGUGGCUCCGGCCACCGGGAAUCAGCCGGCUUUGUUUCAGAGGAAAGAUUCUUUGACUAAAACGAUUAGUUUUUCUCGAGCCAGCUCGUUUGUAUCCUCGUUGACCACCGGUGAUUCCGACGGUAAACCGCCGUUGUGUUCGGCGUCGUGUUUGAAACGGAAGUGUGGUUCGUCGGAGAAUGGUGGUUCUGGGAAGUGUAGCGGUGGUGGUUCUUCUAGUCGUUGUCAAUGUUCUAAACGAAGGAAGCUGAGGAUGAAGAGGGUGAUUAGGGUUAAGGCCAUUAGCCCGAAGCUAGCGGAUAUUCCGCCGGAUGAUUACUCGUGGCGGAAGUACGGGCAGAAACCGAUUAAAGGAUCUCCACAUCCAAGAGGAUACUACAAGUGCAGCACUGUGAGAGGAUGUCCAGCUCGGAAGCAUGUAGAGAGAGCAUUGGAUGAUCCAAGCAUGUUGAUCGUGACCUACGAAGGAGACCAUAAUCAUGCAGUUUCUGCUGCAGAAACUUCUGGGAUCAUCUUAGAAUCAUCUUAAUUAUUAUCAUUAUUAUUAUUAUUCUCAACAAACAUCAAUCUAUUUUCUUUUUCUAAUUAGAUUAAAAACCAUGAAUCCAUGAUCACCCACCGUAAUUAAUCAUAAUUUUAAUUUUAAUUAUUAGUUA